CGUAUGAAAUUAACCACCUUGAAUUUGUAAAAGGAAGAAAUGCCACAAUUGGACUAUGUAGAUCAGGUAUACAACCACAACCAUCUACAAUUAAUGUUAAUUAUUGGACACUUGGUGAUACAUUUUUAGCAAAUGUUAUUACUGCUUUUGAUUUUGAUAAUUUACAAAUUGGUUUCGCUUCAACUGUACCCGGAAGUGGGACACCCAGUAACGGAAAUGAUAAUGGAAAUUAUAGUAAAAAAUCUG
Molecule: messenger RNA, 246 nt
Organism: Cetraspora pellucida
Lineage: Eukaryota; Fungi; Glomeromycota; Glomeromycetes; Diversisporales; Gigasporaceae
Source: the annotation of a GenBank genome assembly